CUGCUGCAGCAAUGGCUGAAGCAAUGAAACUGCAGAAGAUGAAACUCAUGGCUAUGAACACACUUCAGGGAAAUGGAAGCCAAAAUGGGACUGAAUCAGAGCCUGAUGAUCUUAAUUCUAACACAGGUGGAAGUGAAUCCUCCUGGGAUAAGGAUAAGAUGCAGUCUCCUCUUGCUGCUCCUGGACCUCAGCAUGGAAUUGCUCAUGCAGCAUUAGCUGGGCAGCCAGGCCUUGGGGGUGCUCCUACCCUUAAUCCACUGCAGCAGAACCACUUGCUAACCAAUAGACUGGAUCUGCCAUUUAUGAUGAUGCCUCAUCCUCUACUUCCAGUCAGCUUACCUCCUGCAUCAGUUGCCAUGGCAAUGAAUCAGAUGAACCAUCUCAAUACUAUUGCCAACAUGGCUGCUGCAGCCCAGAUUCACAGUCCACUCUCCAGAGCUGGUGCCUCUGUUAUAAAGGAGCGGAUCCCAGAGAGCCCUUCUCCUGCUCCCUCCCUGGAAGAGAGCCAUCGCCCUGGGAGCCAGACCUCCUCCCACCCCAGUAGCAGUGUGUCCAGCUCUCCCUCUCAGAUGGAUCAUCAGUCAGAGAGAAUGGUUAUGAUGCCCAACAAUAGAGAGGAACUUAUUGUUGAUCAUGAUAAUGGACCAACCAUCAAAAAAUUCCAAAGGGAUAAUAAAGAAGAAGUACCUGUUCAAAUUCCACUGAUGAAGUCACCCUUGGACAAGCUUCAACUGGCUCCUGGGCAGGCCUUGCCCCCUGGAUUCCCUGGACCAUUCAUUUUUGCUGAUAGUCUAUCCUCCGUGGAGACUCUGUUGACCAACAUUCAGGGUCUGCUGAAAGUGGCUUUGGAUAAUGCUCGUAUCCAGGAGAAGCAGAUUCAGCAAGAAAAGAAGGAACUGCGAAUGGAGCUCUAUAGAGAGAGAGAGAUUAGAGAAAACCUUGAAAGACAACUUGCAGUUGAGCUUCAAAGCAGAACUACCAUGCAAAAGCGCCUGAAGAAGGAGAAAAAAGCCAAAAGAAAACUGCAGGAAGCCUUGGAAUUUGAAUCAAAGCGCAGGGAACAAGUGGAACAGGCGCUUAAGCAAGCCACAACUAGUGACAGUGGCCUGAGGAUGUUGAAAGAUACUGGAAUUCCAGAUAUUGAAAUAGAAAAAAAUGGGACUCCUCAUGAUAGUGCUGCUAUGCAAGGUAUGGUAAACAGUGUCCUUCUUACUACAACUGCUUAA
Molecule: messenger RNA, 1226 nt
Organism: Marmota monax (woodchuck)
Lineage: Eukaryota; Metazoa; Chordata; Mammalia; Rodentia; Sciuridae
Gene: Dach2
Product: dachshund family transcription factor 2
Exons: 9
Coding region: 12-1226 (404 amino acids)
Source: RefSeq, a predicted model, not a curated record